Messenger RNA from Zerene cesonia (dogface butterfly), 3312 nucleotides. RefSeq names its product KAT8 regulatory NSL complex subunit 2 (gene dgt1). NCBI's taxonomy places the organism in Eukaryota, Metazoa, Arthropoda, Insecta, Lepidoptera, Pieridae. Gene Ontology annotation, cellular component: NSL complex. The transcript has 12 exons. The record is from RefSeq and is a predicted model, not a curated record. The coding region runs from base 142 to 1626 and encodes 494 amino acids.
GGCGGCCAUUGUAAAAUUACAGUGAUAUCGAAGCAAGGUCUCCGGUGACUGAAUGAUGUUCUGCAACAAGCACAGGUUAUCUUUGAGUAAUGAUUAAAGAAUUGAUAUAAACUACAUCGUUUAUUCAAUCAUAUAAAUAAUAUGUUUUUAAUAAAACGAGAAAACAAAAACAACUUAGAAUCUCAUAACAUACGGAUUUCGGAUCUUAAUGCAUCACCAAGUUAUAUUAUGUCAGAGCCAAGGAAAGCCAUACACUUACCGAAAGUGAGGAUGCUCAGUCGAGGGGGUAGGUCAGCAAUCAGGAUUACAAAUGUGAAGUCAAUAAAACCACCAAAUCCAGAACUCGUGAAGAAACAGGAGGAAGAAAGGUUGAGGGCUGAGUUGCAAAAGGAGAUUGCCUCGCGGCACCGCACCUGCGGGCACCGCCUCUACGAGUGCCCUCUGCCCGUGGUCACCGGCCGCGCGUACUGUGCCCGCCACAUAUUGGACGACAGUACCGCGCCGUACAAGCAGUGCAGCCAUGCGACUGCGGCGGGUAAACGGUGCCCCUUGCCCGCUUUAUGCUUCGAGCACGCACACGCAGCGUUACAAAACAGACAACGCAGCGCGGCACCGCCUCCACCAGUUAUAAGUACUGAGACAUUGUUAAAUCAAUUGCAGCAUUAUAUACGGCCGGAACGUACCCGCACGACGUCUUGUGCGUCAUCCGUGUCGGUAGUGAGCGAUCCAGCUGACCACGAACCGAUUACGCACGCCGUCGAUCCGUUUAAGGAAAUCGAAUCGACCGCCGUGAACGCGUCGGUGUGCCGCAGCGUCAUGGAGUGCGCGGCGGCCAGCGACAGCGACGGCGACAGCGUGGAGGUCGCCGACGUGGAUAUCCUCGACCUGGACGAGAACGAGCCGGCGCCGUGCGAGGAGAGACCGCUCUGGCGUGCCGGCGUGUUCACGGCCGAGGAAGCAGUGCGCGAAGCGAGGGACGUGCUGAAGGCCUUGCAGACUGCGUAUAUAGGUCAGAUGGGGCGGCUAAGGGUGUGCCUGCAGAUGGCGAGGGCCCAGUAUGUCAAGGGGCUGCGGGCUGAGAAGGAGUUGUACUGCAGCAUAAACACGCAGGCCCGCAGCGGGCCGCCGACGGCGCGCGAGCGGCGGCAGCUGCGCAAGCUGAAGGCCUUCGCCGGGUACCACAAGAGGCACGGGGUGGACGCCGUGCUGGCGAGGAAACUGCAUAAGAAGCGGGCUAAAGUGAACGAAAUACCAUCGAAUCGAGGUAACCCGUCGCAGGGGCGCUGCACGUUCACGGAGGGCGGAGUUCGAUGCUCGACGCACACGCUACCCGCCGCUAAACACUGUUUGCGGCACAUACUGCACGAUAGGCAACAGGUGCUCUUCAAGCAAUGUGGCGACCCCCGUGGCGGCGUGCCCUGCAGGGAGCCAGUGGCCAAGCUGCCGUUGCCUUCGACCACUUGCCGAUACCACACUGGACCGCCGGCUUAUACUACGUUUACAUUGAAGAAGGACGAAUCUAGCUGCGAUGAAGACUCCCACUCAUCAUCAGACUCUGACGCGGAUGAAAUGUCUCCGGAGAAGGUGGAACCGACCAUCAUGCAGGAGGUCGCGGCGUAUGAAUGACAAAUGGACUAUCCAUAUGAUGUAUGGAACUUGUGAUAUUGACUGAUGUGAUGUGAAAAAUUGUGUAAAACAGUGAAUAUUAGUGAAUUGAAUGAAAAUUUAAUGUGUGAGACAAAAGAAGCAUGCAUUUAGAAUAGUGGGUAAGCUCAGUUGUAGUAUGCUAAUAUUAAAUUAAUUAAUUAAUUAGGAAUCGCCUUUUAAAGACCUAUUGUAUUUAAACAUUUAAUGCUCUUAAUAUAUAUAGGCCAUAUUCUGGGUGUGUUUCUUAACGUAACAUCUGUCAGUAGAUUUAGUAAUUUUCUUUUUUGAGACCUGAGGCAUGAAGUUCACACAAACACUAGGUGUUUAUGAUGUUUUAUAAAUAUUGUUUAUUGAUAGUAGUAGUAAGAUCAUUUUUACUAACUUUACAAAGCGUAGCCCUUAAAACCUUAAAACGGGAAUGUUUUUCUACAUAUAAAACAAAUUUUUGGUAUCAAACAUAACAACAAAUCAAAUUUACAAGCUAAAAAACACUUCCCGCUAUCAUUUAUUAGCCCAACUUAUUCAUAAUGUUAUUUCUAGAAUGUGAGUGUGUUGUUGAUAGAAAUGUUUAAAAGAUGUGUGUUCUGAAUUAAUAAUCUUAAUUUAUUUUUGGUUGGAAUUCAGAACACUUGUUAGUAUAUACUUAAUGAUCAAUCUAAGAAAUUCAUCAUCUGAAAAAGCAGAAUGUACAUGGAGCUUAGUGAUAUUCCAUUUUAACUCAGUCUGUCUGAAUUGAUAAUGUUAAUUCAGAUUAUGAAUCCAGAGCGCCAUCUGGAAAUAUGAGGCUUAAACAAUAUUAAAAUUAUAACAACUUAAUGUAAGAUUUGUAAAUGAGUUAAAUUUGUUAAAUAUCUGACACAGCUCCAAAACUUAAGAUCUAAGAUCCCAUGUAAGGUUAAACUCUACCCGUCUAGUUAUUGAAUGAAUUUCUUAUAAUAGCAUUAACUUUUUUUCCUCUGAAAAUUUAUCAAUGGGGUACCAAAGGCAAAAAAUUAAUAUGAAUGUAAUAAUAUUUUUUAUUAAUUUCUAUGAGAAUGUAAUAAGUUUUAUUGUAUUAAAUUUUUGUACCAACAGAGGUGAGACAAAUUGUCCCAUCUCAGCAAUCGAAUUGAAACUCUUUUUUUAAUUUUUUGUGUGUAUAAGAGACAUCCCUAUGCAGAAACAUUUUUCGAGUGUAGUAUUUUCUGUUCUACUGUAAUUAUAAUGGUUUAGUUCCACAAAGGUUUUUGACUAUGGAGGGUUACUAUUGUGUGGAUUAAUACUUCAGUCUUCAGUUACAUAGUGCUUUAAUACUUCAGUCUUAAAGCAGUACUAAUUCUAGUGUUUAAAGUGUGUCUAGUGUUAAAAUUUGAUGUCCUAGAUGUCCUUUAUGGUAGCUUUGUCCUUUUCCCACACUGGAAUUAGUAUUGCUGUAAAAUGUCAUGGUAACUCACCAUUUCCUCUUCUAAUCUGGGGCAGGUAAAAAAAAAUUAUACAGAUAGUCUCAUACUUUAAGUAAUGAGUAAAGUAUAUAUUGUGAAAAUGUGAGUAAAGAAUAGUUUUAUUUAAGAGAAUAUUACUGUAAAUGUUAAAUGGCUUUUGCACAAAUCAAUUUAUGUAAUUUAUUUGCCAUUUGCUUACCAAAGUAUUGUUGUGUAAUGUUAAAUAAAUGAUCUGAAAUAUUAA